GAAUGUUCUCAGGUAGGGAGGGCAGGUUGUGGGGGGCGUGUGUUCUACUUGCACAAGCGCUCCCAUGUUGCGUAGGCUAGUCUGGAAACCUGACGUGGAGAGCAGCCGAGCGGUGAGUGACAGAGUUGCGGCAGGGCAGAUCACAAAGUGCCUGUGGCCGCGCUUCCCCCGCUCGCGCACUCCUCUCCGGACCGACAGCCUCGUGCGCCUUGCUCCGACACCGGUCGGCUGGCCGCGGGUGACCCGAGAAACCCACUUUGACGAACAGACUCGGGCUCCGCUGGCAGGAAAGCUGGAACUAAACUACAUUCAUUGACUUGAGAGCAAUGCACUGGCAGCAUGGCCAAGUGGUUCAAGGAGCACUUAGGAUUCAAAACUACCAAAGCAACCCCUCCGGCGCUUCCGAAACCGGACUACAGACAUUGUCACACCGGUGUGCCCGUUGCGCCUGGCUACCAACAAACAAGCUCCGGGGCCACCUUCCCGAGCCCCGCUCAACCGGACAUCCUCGCUGCUUACAAACUACAGAAGGAACUGGACUUCGAGGACCCGUACACUCCAGGUGGAAAUAUUUCAUUUGGCUCGAGCCUGAACACUGUGGGGUCGCCGGAUAUCAAGUAUGUGUCACCAAAACACCGACUUAUCAAGGUGGAAACAAUCGAAAAGAGCAACCCAGCUCCAGGCGGCGGUGUCACAGUCACCCAAGCUGUUGCUGUAGGGAGUGUUAAAUCACCGACUUCACCUCCCCCGGACCACGAGAACAAGGAGAAGCUCAUAAUCCUUGAAGACUAUGCGGACCCUUUCGAUGCUGAGCAGGCUGGUGGCACUCAGACCAGCACGGAAAAAGUGACGACAGAGAAUGAUGGCUACAUGGAGCCAUAUGAGGCCCAGAAGAUGAUGGCAGAAAUACGAUCUGGUGGGCGAGGACCUAAGGAAGGACCGGGGAGACAGCUGCCCCUGUACGACACGCCGUAUGAGCCAGCCGAGAACGGCGGAGACUCUGACCCUGAGCGCUCGCGCUGCCCCAGAGAGAGCCGCCUGCCCCAGGAUGAUGAGCGACCCCCUGAGGAGUAUGACCAGCCCUGGGAGUGGAAGAAAGAGAGGAUUUCCAAAGCCUUUGCAGUAGAGAUUAAAGUGAUCAAGGACCUACCCUGGCCCCCUCCUGUCGGGCAGCUCAACACCAGCCCUCCCCUGGUGGAGGAACUGGAGUCUCCCUCCCAGACAGCUCAGCCCUCGCCAGGACAGACAAGCUCUGACCAGCACCACCAUGUCCAGUUUGAUGGCGUGGAGAAGUCUCGAAUGUCGCCUACCAAGGAGGGGAAAACCCGCCCGCUGCAGCGACACUCCAGUGGCUGUCUGGUCAACACCAAAAUGACUUCACUAGACCACUGCAGUUCCUCUCUCGGGGAACGAAUUGACCCCACCAUGCCCCUGGAAAGCCAGUUCUGGUACCAUGGAGCAAUCAGCCGAACAGAUGCAGAGUCUCUGCUCCGGCUGUGUAAGGAGGCCAGCUACCUGGUGAGAAACAGCGAGACCUGCAAGAACGACUACUCCCUCUCCCUUAAAAGCAGCCAGGGCUUCAUGCACAUGAAGCUGUCGCGGACGAAGGAGAACAAGUACAUCCUGGGCCAGAACAGCUGCCCUUUUGACAGCGUGCCUGAGAUAAUCCAUUUCUACUCCAGCCGCAAGCUGCCCAUCAAGGGUGCCGAACACAUGUCCUUGCUCUACCCUGUAGCCAUCAGGACACUAUAGUGCUCUGGGUCCCCUGCAGGCGUCGGCCCCCGCAGUACCCACUGGGCCACCCUGUGGCUCCAAGCUUCCUGUCCCUCUGGACAGAGCCCAUUAAGCUCAUGGGAAGAUGAACAGUGGCAUCCCAAAACUGCUGAUCCUGACUCACCUCACUGGCCAACAGAUUCCAGACCUGUUUUUGAAGGCCUACUGCAUACUAUCUUACAAAUACAGACUCAGUGUUGCAGAAGUCUUUAUUAUUUUAUUUUAUUGUAUUUAUGACAAACACCAACUUCAUUACAUCACAGACUGACUAUCUGUUGAACAUCAUUUCAUUGAUUCUUGAGCUGAUUUCCCUUAGCACUUAACACUCAAAGAAAAAGAAAGGUACAACAAUGUAACAUUUGUCACUGGGGUGUACCUUUUUAUUAUAAUAUGUUGUACCUUUUUCUGAAAAGAGUGCACAUCAUGAAAAAUUGGGUAUGGACAAGUUUGUUUGACUUUGCUCAUUUGGUUAGGCUCUGUUGAUACUGUAAUUGUUCGUAAGGGGACUUGAAGAUUGUAAGAGCUGUGUAAGGGAAGAGACAUUUAUGAGGCAUGUUGAGGUAAAUUGUCCUCAUGGGCCCCAUACAGUGGUCAGGAUAUUGAAUAAACUGGCCUUGUAUGAAUGGUGUGUCCCCAGCUGCAUGGGAAUAGCAGGACUGUGAGCAGUGCAGACUGAUCUCUCUAUCUUGUCAUAGUGCAUGCUGUCUGCUAUCCAUCACUGAGUGGGUGUAUCACACCAAUGACAGUGUGUAAGUACCAUAGUGGUGAGACAGGCAGGAGAUCAUGAUGGAUGGGUCAACCCAUCUGACACAGUACAAUUGGCUGAGGCUAGAGACCAGAGACUGUCCAAAUGGACCAAAUUAGCCCCGCUACCCCUCCUUAGAAUGGCUUUGCAUCGGGAGAAUGAAAUAUGUCUUCAUUGUCUACCUCAGAAAAUCAAUUUCAUUCGCCCAUCUGCAGAUCAAUAGGUACAAUGGGAUUGCAGACAUCGAUCUGUUCUCCCUUCAACAUUCCCAAUUCCCUUAAAAUUGCAUCAUCGGUUUUAGUAAUAUGAUUUUUUUGAAUAAAGUUAAUCCAAGUUUUUUUUUUUUUUUUUUAUGAAAACACAAGCAGAUUUUCCAGAUCAGCAAUUGUAUGUAUAGUCACUAAUAUGAUACUGUGUGAUGUCAGUAACAAAUGUUUGGUUAAUGCCUUAUAAUGCAUGGGUCAAAUCAGUCCGCUAGAUCAGCUGAUUUCCAGUUCUGCUUUUAACGAUUGUUCUGUGACUGUAAUUUAUUCUGGGGUAAUUAUUACUGAUGUGUUACUCCUUUGUGAUGGCCCAUCGGCCCCCUCGCCCUCAUUGUUCUGUGCCGAUGUGAUCGUGUUUUUUGGGACUACUCCAGCCUCUUUUACUGUGGUGCUUUGCAUUUUUGUUGUUUCAAGUUCCGCUAAAUGCACGUUUGCCUCGGUGGCCUGACUCUGAGACGUGAGUCAUGGCGUCUCCUGACCAACGGGGUUGUCAAGCAUCGCGUGAGAGACGAUCACAUAUUCUUCCUCGGACCAAUCGCAGCGCAGCCUGUCCGAACCAGAAAAAACACCUACCUUCAUUCUGUCAUGCUUCCACUUGGCAUUAAAAUCUCUCUAUCAUCUA
Molecule: messenger RNA, 3403 nt
Organism: Perca flavescens (yellow perch)
Lineage: Eukaryota; Metazoa; Chordata; Actinopteri; Perciformes; Percidae
Gene: shf
Product: Src homology 2 domain containing F
Exons: 7
Coding region: 340-1752 (470 amino acids)
Molecular function (GO): phosphotyrosine residue binding
Source: RefSeq, a predicted model, not a curated record